This is a messenger RNA of Pieris brassicae (large cabbage white), 8075 nucleotides long. It is a transcript of the gene Psf, whose product is annotated as hrp65 protein-like. Gene Ontology annotation, biological process: regulation of DNA-templated transcription. Gene Ontology annotation, molecular function: RNA binding. The transcript has 15 exons. The record is from RefSeq and is a predicted model, not a curated record. Lineage: Eukaryota; Metazoa; Arthropoda; Insecta; Lepidoptera; Pieridae. Gene Ontology annotation, cellular component: nucleus. The coding region runs from base 165 to 2045 and encodes 626 amino acids.
GCCGCCAUUUUAGUGUCAAGCGUUCACUUAUAUUGAUGUGCUUGCUGCGUAUUUCUAUUCUAAUUAUAAUUAAACAGUUAUUCUACUUUUUAUGUGAUUAAAUAUCCUAAAAAUUUUCUGUUAACCGGUUUCAUUGCUGCCUCGCAGGUUUUAUUAAAGCUCUAAUGCAAGGCCAAGCUAUGCAUCACUUUGGUCAUAGAGGUUUUGGUGGCCCACCCCAGCCCCAAAGACAAGGUGGGCGUCGUGGAAACAGAGGUGGAGGCUUUCGAGGUGGAAACAACUCUAGAUUUGAACACAAUCACAGAAAUUCGCCUCAACAAGGAGGUCAACGCCCUAACGAGGUAAAACCAGUAACACAAGACAAGCCCCCACAGCAGCAGGCUACCCAACAAGUACCAAAAGAAAAAGAGGUUAUCAACCAGCAGCCAAAUCAACCCAAUCAAAAACCUAGUCCACAGCAGAGUCAGCCAAAACCGCAGGAACCGCAAACGCCAAAAGUAAACCAGAAUCCUGCCCUGAAGCAAGAUUCCAAAGAUAAUGUUGACAAGGCUAUUCCUAAUGAAUCAAAACCUAUCAUCAAUCACAACCAAUCAAAUUUCCCAAAGAAUGUUAAUGGUAACUUUGGUGGCCCUGGGAAGCAAGGUGGUUGGAGUCAAGGUAACCAAGGUAACAAGCAAGGUAAUUUGGGACAACAGCGUGGUCCAAGGGGAGAUUUCAAUAGGGGUCCGGGAGGACAGGGCCAAGGAGGGCAAGGGCAAGGCCCACCUGGACAGGGACCAGCUCGUAAUCAACAGAGGACUAAUAGUCGUGUUGGAGGGCAGUUCGAUGGAAAACCAGUGCAAAGAGAGGAACACAUGUUGGCUAAUAAGUUAAAGGACCUCAUGGGGCCCCUCCUUGAAUUGCCAACCAUUGAACAACCCGAAGUUAAGUUUAACGGAAGAAGUAGACUCUAUAUUGGAAAUCUUUGCAAUGAUGUAACAGAAGAAGAACUUCUCAAUCUCUUUAACCAGUUUGGAGAAACUGCAGAGUUGUUCUUAAAUAAGGAAAAGAAUUUUGGUUUCAUUAAAAUGGAUUACAGAGUUAACGCUGAGAAGGCAAAACGUGAAUUAGAUGGUAAAAUGAAGAAUGGAAGAUCUAUGAGAGUGCGGUUUGCUCCACACAACAGUGCCGUGCGAGUUAAGAAUUUACCGCCAUUUGUCUCGAAUGAACUCUUGUACAAGGCAUUUGAAAUUUUCGGAAAAAUCGAAAGAGCAUACGUGAGGGUGGACGAAAGGGGGAAGACAUUGGGUGAAGGAAUAGUGGAAUUCUCCCGAAAACCCAGUGCUCUCGCCGCAAUCAGAAAUUGUUCUGAACGAUGCUUCUUUUUAACAUCAUCGUUGCGGCCGGUCAUAGUUGAAAACUUGGAAGAACCAGACGAGUUUGAUGGUUUUCCAGAAAAGAAUAUUUCUAAAAAACACCCAGAAUAUUUAAAAGCCAGAGAGGUUGGUCCAAGAUUUGCUGAAGCGGCAAGCUUUGAGCAUGAGUAUGGAACGAGAUGGAAGCAGUUACAUGAGCUCCAUCGCCAGAAAGAGGAAGCCCUCAAGAAAGAGCUUGCUGCAGAAGAGGAGAAACUGGAAGCACAGAUGGAAUUUGCCAAAUACGAGCACGAGACGGAACUUCUCCGCGAGCAGCUCCGGCAGCGCGAGCAAGAUAGGGAGCGGCAGAAGCGCAGCUGGGAGAUGGCGGAAAGGGCGGCGGAUGAGCGCCGAGAGACCGAGAGGAUGCAACUCAUGAGGCACGAGGAGGAGCUCUCGCAGCGCAUGCGGCUGCAGGACGACGAGCUGCGGCGCAGGCAGCAGGAGAACACGCUCUUCGUGCAGGCUCAAAGACUGAACUCAAUGCUUGAUCGUCAAGAACAGGGCAUGUUUGACAAUCAGCAACCAAUGGACGGAGGCUUCAGAGACCAGUUCGACAUGCCACGUGGAGGUUUUGACGACAUGCCGCAGAACCGAGUUUGGGAAGGACGCCCAAUGGACGAUUACCCAAACAAACGUCGUCGUUUCUAAAUAUUCUAAUGACGUCGCGUACUUCGUGUUGCGCGUAUUUCGAGGAAGUUUUGGUUAACUAACUUCAAAGGGCUCUGCUAUUAAUACGACUUCAUCCGUAUUCAGCAAUGUCACUUAAUGCGUUCCCGUAUUUUUCACUAACCGAAUACUUCAUUGGAAUAAUUCGAAAUGUGCGUUGCGAUCAAUUAGACGUAAUCAUGACUAUUUUCAUAUUAUACACUAAAUCUUAAUUAUUAGUUAAAAUAAGCGAUGUUUGGUAAAAUAAUGGUUUAUGUUUACCCGACAUAAACACCUAAUGAGUACGAUUGUACUUUCCGUAUAUAUUUAUAAGUAUAGGUCACGUUUAUCUUACAGUAAAAGGCAAUUUUAUUCUCAAAUUAAUUUAUAUAUAAAAAACUUGUUUCUCUUCGUCUCCGACUGUAACAUAUAACUAAAUUUGUAAUGUUUAAACGCAAUUCAAUAGGUACAUAAUUACUUUAGCACUAAUGUAGUAGUUAUUUAGGAUCAAUUUAGGUUUAUAAUAGACAUAAGAAAAUUUUAAAUUAAAUUUCUAUUAUUAAAUUAUGCCCGCGCAUGAAUUGCUUUAAAAAAAGUCGUGAAAGAGUAUAAUUGUUAAAAUAAAAUUUUCAAUGAGAGUGCGUAUAUAUGUAAAUAUAUGUGAGUGCAUAGUGCAAUUAGAAUGUCAUUUAUUUCUUGAAAUUUUCCAAAAUAAAUUAGCUUUUUGUAAUCAACUACACAUGUUCCUUCUUUGAUUUUAUCCUGAACCAGUACUUUUCUAUAUUUUUUUUCCAAUUGUUCAAGUAGUCAAUAAAUUCUUAUGUAAUAUACGAAUAAAUUUGUAUUAGAUAAAAUAACAAUCCUUAUAUUUUAUGAUUACUUUUCCCAGAACCUUUAUCGUUUUUUACACAUUAAGCGUACUGUUAUGCAAAAAAUUAAACUAGUUACUAGGAUAGAUAGGAAAACGAAUUUAAGAUAUCAAACAAAUGAAGCUGUAGCAAAUUGUCGAUCUCUUUCAAAUCGUUAUUUCACCUAUUCAUUUAUUUCGCUUAAAUCAAUCUCAAGGUAACAUAAACAAUAACCUACUGGACCGAAAUUAACAUUUAUAUAAAUAACAUAUUUUCGGACAAAUCCCAUUUACCACGUUCUCACACCGCAUUGCAUUAGGUGACAACCUGAUAUAUAGGAAUUAUUUAUACUAUGAUGAUUGGCGUGAUAAUAUGGUUUUGGUACCUAUCAAAGUAUCGUUACGACGCUAUGUAAAAAAAAUCUGGGUGCUAAUACGUGAUCAGUGAUAGUGAAAUAAAUAUACAUACAAUGUAAACGCCAUGUGACAUCCCUCGAUUUAACGACAAACCCCGUAAAUCGUCAAAAUAUCUGUGCUUUUGGUUGGUUUAGCUUGUCUUCCAUUCAAUGAUAAACUCUACAUAGCAUUAAAUCCAACCCUCAAUAACAGACUAUACACGUUCAAAUAAUAAUUGUUUUAAAUUUAAUUACUAACAACACUAGUCUGUAAAAAAAGCUAUUAACUUUUCUAAUACAGAUUUUUGUGUAACGUCAACAUAUGCACAGUCCCUUGGGUGUAGUUAUAAAGAGUUUACUCUGUAUAUAUGUUUAAGAGAAAAACACGUUAGCAGCACAUUACUACCUGCAAUUUUAUCAUUCUAACUUGCUAAACCGGAAUUACCAAACUAGAAGUGCAUGUUUCAAUAUAAGGAAUCCUCUUAAACUGAAUAUUCAUAAAAAUAUACAUGUGAUAAAAUAAUUAUACUAGAAGUAUAUUAUUUAAAUAUGUAGUUAACACAUAGUCAGUAACCCACUAAAUAAUUUAAUAUGUUACGUCAAUCACUACACAGUAUAAUUUUAAAGGAACUUAACACGACGCCGCAGUGUAAGAAUACUAUAGAGAAAUAAAUGAUUUCCUUUAUAUACACUGAAAUUUUGGUCGUUCUAAGGGCAUUUGCUUAAUAUUGUUGUAAUCUACGUUUUAUAUUACAGUAUCUAAUAAGAGCCGUGUUCGCGUAGUGGUUAGGCUUGUUUUGGAAUUAUCAAUUACGGCUGUGCACCUAUGGAUUUUUAUUCUAUGUACGCUGCUCAGUACGGUAAGGAAAACCUGUGGUUUUCGGCAUGCAUGCCUUGGACCAAAUAUAUUAUGUGUCAAGUAUAUAGAAGAAUUCUAUCUAUUUAUCAGGAUGUUUUGAUACGACAAAUGAAGAUUAAUACUCUCCAAGUCAACAGUUUAUACAUAUUGGAAGUUUUUUAAAGACUAAUAAUAAUAAUGCUUUAUUUCGAUCGCGAGGGAGCAUUAUUAUUAACAAUCAAGUAAGUUAUUUGGUGUGAGUCAAAAUUACUAGUUAAAUGUUUAAAAAAUAUAGUUUAUAAGUUAUUAAAUUUGACUGAAUCCGUUGGUUGAAAUCGGAAUAGUGCGAUGUACAGCGUUGUAUAACUUUUUUUAACAUUUCAUGUCACUAAAAAACAUUUGUAUUAGAAUUCUGUUGUGGCCUUCUAAAGAAGAAUAUAUUUAAUUUAUUUACACUAGGUACUCACUAAAUGGGUAAGUAUGUUCAAAUUUUGAUAACAAAUGUUUGAUUUAUUUAAUAUAUUUUAUAACUUACUUUCUGUAGUUAAAGUACCAAUAAUAACUGUAAUAUAUAUAUAGACUGAACAAGUAUGUGAAAACAAACUGACUGGAUCAAUGACAAAUAAUUAUUGAAAUAUGGCUGUUAUACAGAUCAGUCUUGUUUUAAUUUGUUUUGAAUUUUAGUAUCAUGUACAUAAAUAUUAAUUCAAUUCAAUUGUCUUCAACAUUUGAACUGUUUAAAAAUAAAUGCCUUUCCAUUACUUACAUCAAACAUCAGCAUAAGUUAGAAUGGCCAGCAUAUUGACUAGUAAUUGUGCGAAUGCUCCAUAUUUAAUCGGCUUUAUAAAUAUCUCAAAAUAGCUAUUUUAUACAGAUCAAUUGCUAUUUAUGACUUACCGUUGAAAGUAUUGUUCUUAAUGCUAUUUUAUAUUUAAACUAACCAUGCUUAUAACUGAAGUUACCUAGAAUAAGACCGUAGUUUAUUUGUUAUCACGCAAGACUAAGGAAGGACGAAAGAAAAUGUGUUUCGUCUGAAGUUACCGACAAUAAGAAUAUAUUUCUUUAUUUUCUCCCACAUUUGCAUUGCAAUAUAGCAUUUGUUUCGUUUAAACCCUUGUAUUGGAGGAUUUUUAAGGUACUCCCAGAAACUUGAAAGUAGCGACGUGUAUUUCUUUAAUUACCUGACACAUUUACUUGUUCCAGAUUCUAUAACGCCGGUUAUAGUUAUAUAUACAUAAUCUUUUAUGAACGUCACUUAAAAUUUAAAUCCGAGCUAUGAUGUGAGAAGAACAGUCCAAGAAUCUCCAGAAAUUAAUGUAUUCUUAUAAUGUUUAUGAUUUCUCUUGCUAUGGAUUUUGUUAAAAAAACGUUUCUUUAAAUUACUUGAUUUUAAUUUGGUUUACUAAUUUUGUCGUUACAAGUAUUAUAAUUAACCAUGACAAGGAAAAUAUGGUUAUUCUAUAAAUUUAUUUCGGACAUUCCUGGGAGCCAGCUCGCUUCUGCAGUACAUAUCGAAAGAAUUCCAGAUGCUCCUAAAGAAUGCUAUGUGAUAUGAUACUAUGAAAGCAAUUGAAGUUGGCAAGUUUUGUUGUAUAUCUGUAUAUUGACAGUCAAUAAGAUGAUAUUAUUUGCUGCGACAGCAAAUCCCUGUAGAUUUUACAAUUCAUAUUCAUUUUACUUUUAUAUUUAUAGUUAUUUUUUAUUUAUCAUAACAUUAUUGGUAAUUAACACUCGAGAUUUCAUUACUUGCGAAGAUUUCCCACAGGAACUGGAAGAUUAUUUAUAUGAAUGGAGAAUAUGAAUAGCCCGAGUAUUGUAAAACCUUUAGCAUUGCCACAAUGCUAAAGGUUUUACAAGGAUUUUGUGGUGAACACAGUCACAGUCGAAGAAGCGUCCCUUAGCGGCCUUAAAAGCGUCGAUGAUUUUAAAAAUUAAUUUGGCAACCCCAUCAAUUGUGGUGUGACAUCGAGUAAAACCAUAGCUAAAUAUGAAUUACUUUAUAAAACUGGCUAAAGAUUAUUUAAAAGUUUUACUUAAAACUGCGGCUGCACAGAGGUGCUGACCGCUACAUAACGGUUUUUGUACAUAUUGUGGACUUGACACUUCUAAGAUGGAUUCGUUAAGGUAACGACACUUUGCAUCACUUUGUGUUUAGGCAAUUUAUUUAAAAAGCUGUGUUUUAAAUAAUGUUUCCUUGGUUUGUACGCGUACGAAUACCUACAAGAUGAAUUCAGCCAUUAUAUUUGAAUAACGACUACAGCAUAUUAUUAUGUGUAAAGCUUAAUUUUCAUAAUAUAAUUUAUAUUAGGUAUACCUACGUACCUCAGAACUUUAAAAAAAGAUGUUUUGAUGUUUUCGAUUGAUGAAGAUGAUCAUACGACAGAUGAUAUACAAAACUUUUCUUUUUUAACGGGAUUUUCUUUAUGAAUAUCACCAUAAAUAUAGAUAUUAUUACUAUAAAACUCCAUACGGCACUAAGUUUUUUCUAAAUCAAUAGUAAAUUGAAAUGAACUUUGCAGCCGCAACUACAGUAACCUUCAAUCAACGUAGACAUACCUGUUCAUCUACCCUUAUAACCUAGCAGUCGCAGGUUUCUUUGUAUUCUUCCUUCACUGUAAACGAACUCGUCUUGAUACCUUUGGCGAUUAACACGUGUAACACAGGGGAAUUCAAACCUGUUGGCCAUAGCCCAAUGAACCAAUAACUCUAUCCUGAGAAACAUUUUUGAACUGGUUUCCCAUAAAUUAUAUAGGAUAUAAAGUAGCAUAUUCUAGUAUCGUUCUCAUUCCCAAAUAGAUUUUCACUUUAGUGUAUUCUGUUUAUCAAGGUACUAUAUAUAUAAAAAAAACUGGAUUCAAUACAAUAAAUAAAAAUUAACUACUUCAUUCUAUGAUCUUCCUUAAUGAACCAGAAAAUUAUAAUGCAAUAGAAAAUCCAAGUAACUAGUUCUUCCUCCUUGCCUAUAAAUGACAUUUGAUGAAUAUCGUAAGUGUUCGAUCAUGUUAGGUGAUGUUUAUUGAUCUUUCCAUAUUUACAAUCAUAUAUUAAGUAUGAAUGCUUCAAUCAAAUUCAAGAUAAAAUACCAACCUUCGAAUAUUUCCGUCCUUUCUAGUUUUCUAGUACUUUUACCAUCUACAUUAUCUAGCUCCUCUAUGAAGAAAGUUUAACAAGAAGAGACUUGACUUGCAGCUAAACAGUUAUGCCGUUCCCGUUUCUUAUAUCUACACAGACGCAUAUGAUAUUAAUUAUAAGCGGUGUCCGUAUUUAGCUAGAGACAAAGUUGGACUGUUUUAAAGAAGGUGUAAAUCGCAGCUCGUCGUGCUAUUUCAGUUACAUCUUCGUAUCUACAUUGACUAAAGUGCGUCUGGAUUUCGUUGGAGGAAAAAAAUUGCGCUUGUGCUGCGCGAGUUACUGAAAAAUACAUUUUUUAUUCAAAACAAUGUGCUCCAUAUAACUUGUAGAUGUAUCCUCAAAUCAUAAAAUAUAAAUAAGACUUAAUAAUCGUAUUUACGUAAAAAAUUUCAAGAUUUUCAAAUGAAUAGUGCAAUUUCUUCGAUUAGCUUUCUAAGAUUGCUAAGAAACUGUAUAUUGUCACUAAACAAUAAUUUUAUAGUAUCUAAGCACUUUGUCGAUUAAUUGUAUUAGGUUUUUUUAAUAAAUUAAACAUUAUAAUUCAAAUAUUAAACAAUCACAAACUCAAUAAGUAGAAAACUGACGCAGAUCCUCGCUAACAUUGUCUACCAUCAAAAUUAGUAUUUUAUGGUAAAGAGCGCAGAAAAAUAAAUAAAGAGAAACUGUCGAGUCUAGGCCUUAAAGUAUUUUUUUAAAUUUGUUAAUCAUUUUUCACAUUGCAAUUUACUGUUUAAAUACGAACAGAUCUUUCGUUAAUUAGUUCCUACCUAUAGAAUAUUUGUAUAGUAAGUUUACAUGUGUAUAAUACAUUUUUUUAAUUA